UCCGACCGCGGGCGGCCGAGGGGCGGGCGCGCCGCUGCAUCCCCAUCCUCGGCGUUGCUCGGCACAGAGCGAGCGAGCGGCGACUGGCCGGAGCGGGCGGGCGCAGCGCUGAGGCCCGGCCAUGGCCACCACCAGCACCACGGGCUCCACCCUGCUGCAGCCCCUCAGCAACGCUGUGCAGCUGCCCAUCGAUCAGGUCAACUUUGUAGUGUGCCAACUCUUUGCCUUGUUAGCAGCCGUUUGGUUUCGAACUUAUCUACAUUCAAGCAAAACUAGCUCUUUUAUCAGACACGUAGUUGCUACCCUUUUGGGCCUUUAUCUUGCAUUUUUUUGCUUUGGAUGGUAUGCCUUACACUUUCUCGUACAGAGUGGCAUUUCCUACUGCAUCAUGAUCAUAGCAGGAGUGGAGAGCAUGCACCAAUGUUGCUUUGUGUUUGCUUUGGGAUACCUCUCAGUGUGUCAGAUUACUAGAGUCUAUAUCUUUGAUUAUGGACAAUAUUCUGCUGAUUUUUCAGGCCCAAUGAUGAUCAUUACGCAGAAGAUCACUAGUUUGGCUUACGAAAUUCACGACGGGAUGUUUCGAAAGGAUGAAGAACUGACUCCAUCGCAGAGGGGAUUGGCUGUGAGGCGCAUGCCGAGUCUCCUGGAGUACGUCAGUUACACCUGCAACUUCAUGGGCAUCCUGGCAGGCCCACUCUGCUCCUACAAAGACUACAUUGCUUUCAUCGAGGGCAGAGCAUCCCACAUGGCACAGUCAGGUGAAAAUGGAAAAGAAGAGCAGCAUGGGAAAGCAGAGCCAUCUCCAAACGCAGCAGUUACGGAGAAGCUCCUGGUCUGUGGACUCUCCUUGUUAUUCCACUUGACCAUCUCCAGCAUGCUACCUGUGGAGUACAACAUCGAUGAGCAUUUCCAAGCCACCGCAUCGUGGCCGACCAAAGCCACCUAUCUGUAUGUCUCUCUCUUGGCUGCCAGACCUAAGUACUAUUUUGCAUGGACCUUAGCUGAUGCCAUUAACAAUGCAGCAGGCUUCGGUUUCAGAGGAUACGACAAGAACGGAGUGGCUCGCUGGGACUUGAUUUCCAAUUUGAGAAUUCAGCAAAUAGAGAUGUCAACAAGUUUUAAGAUGUUUCUCGAUAAUUGGAAUAUCCAGACAGCUCUUUGGCUCAAAAGGGUGUGUUAUGAACGAGCAACCUUCAGUCCGACAAUCCAGACAUUCUUCCUCUCGGCCAUUUGGCAUGGGGUCUAUCCAGGAUACUAUCUGACAUUUCUAACAGGAGUGUUGAUGACGUUAGCAGCUCGGGCUGUGAGGAAUAACUUUAGGCAUUACUUCAUUGAACCCCCUCAACUUAAGUUAUUUUAUGACAUCAUAACGUGGGCGGCAACCCAAAUAACAAUAAGUUACACGGUUGUUCCGUUCGUGCUUCUCUCUAUAAACCCAUCGUUCACGUUUUACAGAUCCUGGUAUUACUGCCUCCACGUCUGUAGUAUCUUGGUGUUGCUGUUGCUGCCGGUGAAAAAGUCUCCAAGAAAAAAGAGCACACAGGAAAAUGCUCAGCCCUCGUGGGCCAAAAAGUUUGACGAAAGGGAAAAUUCUCUGGGACAGAACAGCUUUUCCACGAUGAAUAAUGUUUGCAAUCAGAACCAAGACACUGGCUCCAGACACUCGCCACUAACACAGUGAGGGGGAGAGCACUGGAAGGCUGUUCCCGUCUGUGAACAGAAACCAGUCCUGACGCCUUCGCAGAGCCUCCUGUUUAAGGAAGAGAGACUAACUGGGUGGAAUGGGACGGUCUCGGAUGGGGGAUUUCCUGUACACUAGAUUGGGAAUGGAAUGAAACAACCCCUCCCAUGCCAUGUUCCUGUGGGUCACGCCUUAUACAAAAUCUUCCCAUGUUUCAGCGGGGCGCUCUGACCUCAGCCCUCAAGGUCAUAGGUGUACCCUGUUGCCGAAUGUACACUGUGUAUCCCAAGGCACAGAAGAGGUGGAAAAAUAAUCAUGUCAAUCUGGACGAUUAACUUUUUCCAAAUGAAUGUCUUGCCUUAAAUCUUCCGUUUCCUAAACUGUUGUUCCGGGAUGGUGUUUUCAAGGGUAAUAUGGUGAGGAGACGAUUUCAAUAUUUGAUAUGGUGUGCUGCAGAGAGGAUUGAGGAGGAGACUAAAGCCGGAUAUUUAAGAUUGUGGGUUCUUAGAAAAUGCAAUAAACAUCUCAGUAUUUGAAGGGUUUCCUUAAGGUAUCCUAGAGGACUGUAUGCAUGGUGGAACUGUACACAGUCAGGGCUUCAUUACAGGUAACUUAUGCUUCUGGGAGCUUAAUUACCUGGUGUCAGUCAGGGGGCCCUUCCAGGAGGACUUUCUUAAACAUAAUUAAAGGUUGGCAAUGUGAUAUUUUGGGCUUAUUUUCUUAAGAAAAAAAAAAAAAAAAAACAAUACUAAGAGGGAAGAUGAGGUAAGCAGGCCAGAAGUAGGAAAGCACCGUGCGGCCUGCAGCCAGCGGCAGAGGGCUCCCCUCUGUGUCCGAGACCAGUGUAACUGUAGGGGACACAACGGCUUCAUAGUGAUAACACUGUGGACUUUCUGAAGAAAGCUCUCGAGCAUAAAUUACAUAGAGUUAGAGGGGGUUAUAAGAGUAACAGUGAUAGAUGAGUUGAAGACUUUGAAAGAAAUCUCUAGUAAUUAAGGUCCUUGUAUGGUUCAUCAGUUUCUUGUCCCUGUCCUUUUCAUUGCGAUUUGGGAAAGAUUUAGGGAAAAGAAAACUUAGUCGAUGAGUCUAAAUGACCUUUUUUUUUCUUGAAAAUUAAUAAAUUAGUUUCUAUACUCUUUAACUUCA
Rattus rattus (black rat) is the source of this 2827-nucleotide messenger RNA. RefSeq names its product membrane bound O-acyltransferase domain containing 2 (gene Mboat2). The transcript is spliced from 13 exons. Gene Ontology annotation, biological process: lipid modification. The coding region runs from base 122 to 1681 and encodes 519 amino acids. Gene Ontology annotation, molecular function: acyltransferase activity. The record is from RefSeq and is a predicted model, not a curated record. NCBI's taxonomy places the organism in Eukaryota, Metazoa, Chordata, Mammalia, Rodentia, Muridae. Gene Ontology annotation, cellular component: membrane.